ACCCUCUUACCGUCACUUACGACUGGUUUUACUCUUUCUUACACUCAAAAAAACAAUUACUUUUUCUUUACUUGUUGCUCUAAUAUGACUAAUGCACUCAUAAAUGGCUCAGCAGGUAUCGAGAGCAAAUUCGAGUCUCUCAAUCUCUCGAAAUCGGCCUACGUCCCACCUCAUUUGAGAAAUGCGCAGCGGGCUGCUUCCUCUCCCAAUCUCUCCAAUGGAAACGGCUGGAACGAUUCCCGCAGUAAUACACCCUCUCGUUUUGAGCCCAGAGGCGGCUCCCCCUUUUCCAAUAGAGGCAGAGAUGGAGGUGCCCCCCCCAACUCUCGUGGAGGUGGUGCAACGCACACCAACAACUGGUCUGGGAAUAACAGUAAUGGCAGAUGGGCCUCUCGCGAUGAUCAACCUCGCGAAAACGCUAUGUAUGGCUACGGAGUAUGGAAAGACGGCCAUCACGUAGUCGGCCAGCGUAACAUGCGUAUUGAGAAGGAAAUAUACGGCGACGCCACAGAUCCUUCCAAACAACACACUGGUAUAAACUUCGAAAAAUAUGAUGACAUUCCCGUCGAGGCUACCGGCGCUGGCGUUCCUGAGCCAGUUACGUCCUUUACUAGCCCGCCUUUGGACCCAGUUCUACUGGAGAAUAUUGGAUAUGCCAGGUACGCAACACCAACGCCCGUACAAAAGUAUUCCAUCCCUAUUGUUGCAAAUGGACGGGAUUUGAUGGCAUGCGCUCAGACUGGUUCGGGAAAAACAGGUGGCUUCCUAUUCCCCAUAUUGUCUGCCUCAUUCAGCAACGGACCCCGUCUCCCACCUGCCGACAGCGCCCCAACUUACGGCCGUUCUCGCAAAGCUUAUCCCACAGCGCUUAUCCUCGCGCCCACCCGUGAACUCGUUUCGCAGAUUCACGACGAGGCCCGCAAGUUUGCUUACCGAUCUUGGGUUCGACCGGCGGUCGUAUAUGGCGGUGCGGAUAUCUCCCAGCAGAUGCGUCUGAUCGAACGCGGCUGUGAUCUCCUCAGCGCCACUCCUGGGCGUCUUGUGGAUCUCAUUGAACGUGGCAAGAUCAGUCUUGCCAAUAUCAAAUAUCUUGUUCUUGACGAAGCCGAUCGCAUGCUUGAUAUGGGUUUCGAGCCACAGAUCCGGCGAAUUGUGCAGGAGGAAGACAUGCCUAGUGUCCAGGACCGUCAAACCCUCAUGUUCUCCGCGACAUUCCCUAGGGACAUCCAGAUUCUUGCCAGAGAUUUUUUGAAGGAUUACGUCUUCUUGAGCGUUGGGCGCGUGGGUAGCACGUCUGAAAAUAUCACUCAGAAGAUCGAGUACGUUGAGGACCAGGAUAAGCGCAGUGUGCUACUCGAUAUCCUAGCUUCAGACAAGGAGGCCCUCGGAUUGACUCUCAUCUUUGUCGAGACGAAGAAGAUGGCAGACUUGCUCAGCGAUUUCCUCAUGGGUAACAGCCUUCCAGCCACUUCUAUUCACGGUGACCGCACUCAGCGUGAACGCGAGAACGCUCUUCACACCUUCCGAACCGGACGUACCCCUGUUAUGGUCGCUACCGCGGUUGCCGCUCGCGGGCUCGAUAUUCCCAAUGUCACUCACGUCAUCAACUAUGACUUACCUUCCGACAUCGACGACUAUGUUCACCGGAUUGGCAGAACCGGUCGUGCCGGUAACACUGGUGUCAGUACCGCUUUUUUCAACAAAGGAAACAAGAAUAUUGUUCGCGAUCUCGUUGAGCUCUUGAGAGAGGCGAAUCAAGAAAUUCCCAACUGGCUUGAACAGUCAGCUCAUGAAACAUCGUUUGGCAGCUCUUUCCGCGGUCGUGGCCGUGGAGGAGGAGGACGUGGAGCUCGUGGUGGUGGUCGUGACUACAGAACCGGCGGUGGUGGCGGUAGUGGUGGUUCUGGUGGAAGUUAUGGUGGCUACGGCUAUGGUGGAAGUGGAUACGGUGGUGGAGGUGGUGGAGGUGGAGGCAACAAUGGGUGGUGGUAAAGGACCCGUUCUCCUGGCAGUUCGCUGACUGCAUGCCAGUCAGGCGUUGACAAGCCCAGAAAAAAAAACAUGAUUAACCUAUUCCUCUUUCACGUUGACCCUAUGCCGACCUCAUGAUUUUCCAUCACUCGAUCUUCGACUCUAAUGCGCUGCUCUCAAUAACGACCAUAUCGCCGACUUUGUCUCCAUGCUGCUCGUCAAAUCAACCUGCUAUACAAUGCUAUCUCCCAAGAACCCACAGCACUUGUACUCUUUUAUGUAUCCAUACAAAAGGCGUACAACCCUAAUUUCCUUGAUCGCACCAAAACAUACAAUAUCGACAUCACGAAUGUAAUGCUUCUCAAGAACGUUAGACGUGGGGAGACGUGAGUACCAGCAUGUCAUCUUCUAUAUUCGUUUCCUUUUCUCGUAUCAUCGUCUAUCUCCAUAUCAGUCUGCUUCGUUGUCGCGAUACAUAUACUGCACAUAUUAUACCCAUUCCCAUGACUUCUUUCAUUACAUGUAUUCGUCACUAGUAUUGCGUCGCGGAUUUUUUAGACUGGUAUACCCUACUUUUCCCUCUUAGACAGGGCACGAGACAAUUGUUUUUAGAGCAUCGCAUCGCAUUCACAUCUGUAAUACUAGAGUCUGCAAUCGAGGACUUUUUAUAUUAGUUUUUCCACGAAAUGAAAUGUCUUCAGAUG
This is a messenger RNA of Marasmius oreades (fairy-ring Marasmius), 2675 nucleotides long. It is a transcript of the gene DRH9, whose product is annotated as ATP-dependent RNA helicase ded1. Gene Ontology annotation, cellular component: nucleus. Gene Ontology annotation, molecular function: RNA binding; RNA helicase activity; ATP binding. The coding region runs from base 85 to 1992 and encodes 635 amino acids. NCBI's taxonomy places the organism in Eukaryota, Fungi, Basidiomycota, Agaricomycetes, Agaricales, Marasmiaceae. The transcript has 5 exons. The record is from RefSeq and is a predicted model, not a curated record.